Aureococcus anophagefferens is the source of this 5223-nucleotide messenger RNA. RefSeq lists its product as hypothetical. The record is from RefSeq and is a predicted model, not a curated record. The transcript is spliced from 4 exons. The coding region runs from base 1 to 5223 and encodes 1740 amino acids. NCBI's taxonomy places the organism in Eukaryota, Pelagophyceae, Pelagomonadales, Pelagomonadaceae. Gene Ontology annotation, molecular function: calcium ion binding.
AUGAGCAGCGUCGACGACAUCAUCGAGGACGACGACGACGAGUACUUGGAGGACUUCGACGCCUCGCCCUUGAAGCGCGCGAACACCGAGGAGGUCGGAGACGCGUACUCGGAGGACGGCUUCGACGCUGACGGAGACGUGCCGUCGUUGCGCCGCGUCGCCACGGAGGAGGUCAUCGGAGAACCGAGCGAGGGCGACGGCUACGACGACGACUUCGGCGCGGAGAAGGAGGAACAGGCGUUUUCGCCCGAGGACGAGGAUGCCUACGCGGAGGACUUCGUCGCCGAGCGACCCUCUGUCGCGCCGCCGGCCGACGACGCGGACUACGCCGACGAUGACUUCGACGUCGCUUCUCCCGCGCCGCCGAAGCCGGACGACGCCGAGGCGUACGAGGAUGACGCUGGAGCCGACGCGGGCCGACCGCCGUCGCCGCAGCCGAGCGUCGAGCUGCCCGUGUCCGUCGAGGAGCCGACGCCCGCCGCGCCGGAGCCGUCCGCGGGCGGCUAUUCGGAGGCGUUCGACAGUGACGCGCCGCCGGCGACGCUCGUGGAGAAGUCGAGCCAGCGCUACGACGAAGAAGAGUUCGAGCCCGUCGCGGUCGUCGAGGCGACUUCUACGUACCAAGAAGAAGAGUUCGAGCCCGAGACCCCCGUGGCGACGACCGCGUCGCCGCGCUGGGCGUCCGGGUCCGGCGCGGCGGCGGCCGCCGCGGCGGCGUCGCCCGGCUGGGCCGCGACGACGACGCCGGCGCCCGACGCGGCCGCGCGCGCGGCUCCGCCGUCGGCGCCGCGGCCCCAGUCCGCGAAGACGCGGCGCCAGGACGAGCCCGCGGCCGCGCGGCGCCUCGAGCCGUCCGCGUCGACGCCCGCGUCGGCCUUCGCGGCGUCGGCGCCCGCGGCCAAGGCCGCGGCGCGCGCCGGCCCGCGGCCCCAGUCCGCGUCGGCGUCCGCGCGGUCGCCGGCCGUCGUCGCCGCGGCGGAGUCGAGCCCCGAGCGCGACGAGGCCAUGGACGCGCUUUUAGCGAAGAUCGCGAGCCUCGAGGCGCGCCUCGACGAGCGCGAGCGCGGCGAGCGGCGCGCGGGCGCCGCGUCGGCGAAGCCCGCGGCGAAGCGGAAGAAGAAGCAGCGGCCGCGGAGCGCGCCGCGCCGCGUCUACCGGCCCGCGAGCCCGGUCGCGGAGCGGCGCAGGGCCAAGGCCAAGGCCCACGGCCCCGUGCGCGCCUGGGACGACCGCUUCGAGGAGAAGGAGCCCCAGACCGUGCGCCCCGUCGCCGUCGGCGCGGCGCUGCGCCACGUCCGCGCGGUCGCGGCCGCGGGCGACCAGCCCGCGGAGGCCGGGGGCGCGGCGCCCGUCUUCCGCGUCGUCGUCCACAAGCAGAAGAAGCCGCCGGCGCCGUCGACCUACGACGCGUCGACGGGCCACCGCGUCAACGCCAAGGACUACGAGGCGUCGCUCGCGUUCAAGGUCACGUCGACGAGCAAGCACGCGACCACGAUGUCCGAGCUCGGCCUCGAGGUCGGCAAGAACGGCAGUCUGAAGGUCAACAAGGCCAAGGCCAAGUGGACCGACGCCUCCGCCGCGCGCCUCGUGGCCGCGGGCGCCAAGCCCUACGAGCGGCCACCGCCCGCGUCGCCGCCGAAAAAGGUGCCCGCGGGCUACCCGACGACGGCGCUGCAGCAGUCCGCGCGCCACUACGUCGACCGCUGCGCGCGCUGGCAGAAGAUCGAGAGCGGCGGCAAGUACGGCCGGCUCCUCGCCGCCGGCGACUUCAAGGGCGCCGCGGCCAUCGAGCCGCGGCGGCCCUUCGACCCGUCGAAGUCGCCGGCGAACGAGCCGCGGACGUGGAAGGCCUACAAGAAGCUCCGGCGCUGGGACGCGCUCGUCACCGUCGAGGCCAUCCCGAACCGCGGGCGCCAGCUGUCGACGCGCCACGACCCGAGCCGCUACGCCGCGGAGGCCGACAAGGCCGCGCGGGCGGCGCUCGACGCGCUGGGCGCGUGGGGCGUCCGCGCGGCGUCCGUCGUGUCGCUCGUGGAAUCGCCGGCGAACAGCGGCGACAAGAAUCGCGUCGGCGCGCUGGAGGUCCAGGUCGCCGUCGUCACGGACGCGGACGCGGGGCCGCGAACGAAGGUCGUCUUCUCCAAGAUCGCGCGGCGCACGUGGCCGUCCGAGUCCUACGUCAAGAGGCGCGUCGACGAGUUCCUCGGCGCCGUCGGCGCCUUCAGCGCCGCGGACGCGCGGAAGACGCUCGAGGACGCGCCGUCGGCGCCCUGGCCCGAGGACGGCGAGCUGCCCUGGGACUGGGACGGCGACAACCGGCCCGCGCCCGACGCGCGGCCCAAGCUCCCGGACGUGCCCCAGUUCGUCGAGGCGAAGCGCAACGGCGGCGCCGCGGCCCUCUUCAACAACGUCUACAACGCGCCCGCCGCCGAAACGCCGCCGGACGACGCCGACGACGACGCGCUCAUGGCCGGCGGCGCGGACGAGACGGCCUUCGACAGCCCGCGCGCGGACGACGAGCCCCCGGAGCCCGAGCCGGCGGCGGCGGCGGAGCCGGAGCCCGAGGAGGCCGAGGAAGACUUCGACGAGCCCGCGGCGCCCGAGAUCACGACGCCCGCGCCCGAGCCCGCGAAGCCGCCGGCGCCCAAACAGCCGGCGCCCGAGCCCGCGGCGGCCAAGCCGGCGCCCGAGCCCUCCGCGACCAAGCCGGCGGCGUCCAAACAGCCGGCGUCGGAGCCCGCGGUAGCUAAGCCCGAGGCGACCAAGCCCGCGGCGAGCGAGCCGGCGGCGCCACAGCCCGCGGCGGCCAAGCCCGCGACGCCACAGCCCGCGGCGGCCAAGCCCGCGGCGCCACAGCCCGCGGCGGCUCAGCCCGCGGCGAUCAAACCAGCGGCAGCUCAGCCCGCGGCGCCCCAAGAGCCCGCGGCCGAGCCCGCGGCGCCCAAGGCGGCAGCCGAGCCCGCGGCGCCCAAGCCCAAGCAGCAGCCGGAGGCGGCGGCGCAGGCGACCCCGACGAAGGCGCCGCCGGCGGAGGACGCGGACGACGAGGACGAGAACGACGCCUACGACGAGCCCGACUUCGACGAGCCCGCGGCGGCGGAGCCCGCGGCGGUGGCGCAGACCGCAGCCGCGCCCGAGCCCGAGCCCGAGCCCGCCGCGGCGGCGCAGACCGAAGAACGGACCGAGGAACCUACCAGGGCGUCGUCUACACGGGCCCCGCGCCUGCCGCGAAGAGGCGAGGAGGACCACGAGGCCGCGGACGCGGCGCCGGCGCCCAUCGUCGUGCCGGACCACGAGAAGGAGCCCUUCGCCGAGGUCGGCGCGCCCCGGGGCCGCUUCCAGACCUUCAAGUUCAAGGGCUUCAACAAGGCGACCAAGGGCGAGAAGAUCCGCGGCGACCGCCUCGCGCCCGUCGAGCCCGCGAAGAUCUCCGAGGCCGAGCCCGAGCCGGAGCCCGAGCCGGAGCCCGAGGCGCCGAGCCUGGCGUACAAGCAGCUCAUGAAGUACACGGCCAAGGAGCGGGAGAAGGUCGAGCACAAGCCGAAGAAGGAGGCGCCGCGCGAGAAGAACGCCGCGGGCAAGCUCGUGGACUACUUCGCGGCCCACGGCUACGCGUCGCUCGCGCCCUGCGCGCCGGCGCUCGUCGAGGACGGCUUCGACACGCUCGAGGCGCUGUCGACGCUCACGGAGGAGGACGCGCUCGCACUGCCGAACGUCCGCCGCGGCCACGCGAAGCUCCUCGCCGUCGUCGCGAAGCGCGUCGCCAACGACCUCGCCGAGGCGGCCCUCGCGGGCGACGCGCCGGCGGAGGCGGACGAGGCCGGCGCGCCCGCCAAGGCCGCGGACGACGGCGACGACGACGCCGACCGGCCCGCGCGGAAGACCGUGCGCCCCUUGAAGGGCAAGAAGCACAACAAGCGCUUCGUCGAGCCGGAGAAGGUCAAGCCGCCCGAGCCCGAGCCCGAGCCCGAGGAGGACGCGGAGAUCGAGUACGUCGCGUCGCCGUGGGCGCUGAAGAAGCCGGACAAGCCGAAGAAGAAGAAGCCCGAGGAAAAGCCCCAGGAGCCCGAGCCCGUGCGCGAGGAGUUCGACCCGUCGACGGCCGCGCGCGGCGCGAAGACGCGGCCCGAGAGCGGCCGCCGCGAGCGGCGCAAGUCGCGCGAGGACGCGCCGCCGAAGCCGAGCCCGCGCGACGAGCCGGACCCGCGGCCGACCGCGGAGGAGGUGGCCCGGAUCGACGGCGCCGUCGAGGCCAUCCGCGCGGCGCUCGGCGGCAUGGAGGACCUCGAGGCGGCCCUCGCGGGCCUCGCGGACGCCGAGGACGGCAAGGUGUCCGCCGCGGGCUUGCGGCGGCUCGUGAAGAAGCGCGGCCUCGAGGACCCGACGCCGGCGGUCCUGGAAGCGCUCCUCACGGCCGUCGACAUCGACGGCGACGGCGCCGUGCCGCCCCAGGACGCCGCGGUCUUCGCGCGGGGCCAGGUGCCCGGCGGCGAGGGCCUGGGCACCCUGUGGCGGUCCGUGCGCGCGGUCGUGUCCGCCACCAAGUACGACGUCACGCGCCUCGAGGAGCAGCUCUUCGCGAAGUACGACGCCGACGCCGAGGGCCACAUCUCGCUGAAGAAGUUCCGGAGCACGCUGGAGAAGGUCGCGAAGAAGACGAGGGAUUUAGAUCUCGACGGCGCGGACUGGGGCCUCGUCCAGGCCAUCUGGGGCGUGCCCGACCGCAUCGACUACGUCACCUUCUGCUCCUGGCUGAACCCGACGAAGACGUCGAAGCUCAAGGCCAAGGCGAGCCGCCUCGCGGUCAAGGCCUGCAAGGAGAGCGGCGAGACCGACGGCGACUUCUGGACGCAGCUCUGCAUGCGCCACGCGCCGCCCGCGGAGGCCCAGGUGCUCCGGCGCCUGAGCCAGCCCCAGCUCAAGGACGCCUUGGUGUCCCUGGGCUGCGGCGGGCUCACGGACGCGGACGCGCGCGCGGUCCGCGUCGCCUACGCGCGCGCGUCGCCGUUCUUCGGCUGGGAGGCCUUCGAGAUGCUCCUCUACGACGGCCGCAAGAAGAAGAAGAAGCAGGCCAUGGAGGAGGAGGAGGACCCCAUGCUACGCAAGGAGCGCCGCAAGUCCAAGGCCAAGGCGAAGAAGAAGGAGCGCAAGGGCGACGAGAACGACGAGGGCGACGCGGGCCCGGGCCUCUCGUCGCUCGGGGGCGCGCCCAAGCUUACGUAA